GCGAAGCAUCAGUCAACGACGACACACCUCCAGUGAGCAAACAUUCAGCUUUCACAGCGAUUAUCUACUUAAUCUGAGCAACAAUUUCAACCAGAGCAACAAUGAAGCUAUUCAUCUUCGCUAUAGUCGCUGCAAUUGCAAUCAGUAGCAUCGUAGAGGCAUAUCCACAGCAGGCGCACUACCAAAACCUAGUGUAUUAUCCACCACCAACACGACCACCACGUCCCAUUUUAGUGCGUGUGGCACGUGAUGUUGGUGUUGGUGGCUCAUUGGCCAGUAAUCCUCGUGGUGGUGCAGAUGCACGUCUGGAAGUGGGCAAAGCUAUUGGUGACCCUAAUCACAAUCUAAUUGGAAGCGCCUUUGCUGCGGGAAACACUGAUCGCGGUCCAGUCACCACUGGUGGCACGUUGGCCUACAAUAACAACGGUUUGGGCGCCGCCAUCUCCAAGACUCACACCCCUGGAGUACGUGACACCUUCACACAAAGCGUGAGCGCUAAUCUAUACAAUAACGGUGUACACAGCUUGGAUGCGAAUGCCUUUAAGUCACAGAAUACACUGGCCAAUGGUUUCAAAUUCGACCGCAAUGGUGGCGGCUUGGAAUACUCCCACAUCAAUGGCCAUGGCGCCAGUUUGACUAAGAGCACCAUUCCCAAUUUUGGCAGCCAAUUGGAAUUGGGCGGCAAAGCAAAUUUGUGGUCCUCAUCGGAUCGCAAUACUCGUGUGGAUUUAACUGGAAGUGCUUCAAAAUGGACCAGUGGCCCUCUGAGUGGACAGCGAGACUACUUCGGUGGGGUGGGUCUCACUCAUAUGUUUGGUUGAAAGAGUAGAUGAAGCGCAUUGAGUGGUGAAAUGUUCCUGGUGUACUUAAAAUAUGAAAAUAUGAAGAGUUGUAUUGUUAGAAUUUCGUAAUAUUAUAAAAACAAAAAGGAAAAAAAUUAUAUAUUUAUUGGUUCAAAAAGAUAAUACGCUUAAAAUAUUCAUAAUAAAUUAUUAUUUUGAAAUCGA
This is a messenger RNA of Anastrepha obliqua, 1007 nucleotides long. Its product is annotated as attacin-B-like. Lineage: Eukaryota; Metazoa; Arthropoda; Insecta; Diptera; Tephritidae. The record is from RefSeq and is a predicted model, not a curated record. Gene Ontology annotation, cellular component: extracellular region. Gene Ontology annotation, biological process: defense response to bacterium. The transcript has 2 exons. The coding region runs from base 102 to 821 and encodes 239 amino acids.